CCAUUUAUUUCUUAGUGGUGAUGGCAGGCGGUUCUGUGGGUCGUUUACGUUUACCAUGGAGUGGUGCGAAGUUUAUAGCCACAGCUCCUUCUUUUCAACUAUCAACUUUUGAGGUGACCAAGAUGCGAAAUGAGCUCUUUAAUAGAGAGAAAAAGAGGCAGUUGUCACUCAAUCCUCGAACUGAGAAGAUUGAAGUUAAGCAUGUUGGAAAAACCGACCCUGGUGUUACAUUUUUGAUGAAUAAAAAUCUUUCCACUCCUUAUAAUUGUGCCAUGCAUUUAAGUGAAUGGUAUUGCAAGAAAUCCAUUUUGGCUCUUGUGGAUGGGCAGCCCUGGGACAUGAAUAAACCUCUGACCAAGUCAUGUGAAAUUAAGUUUCUUACUUUUAAAGAUGAAGAUCCUGAGGAAGUGAACAAGGCUUAUUGGCGUUCUUGUGCCAUGAUGAUGGGGUGUGUGAUAGAGAAAGCAUUCAAAGAUGAAUACACAGUUACUUUAGUCAGAGUCCCAGAAAUUCCAGUGAUUGCUGGAGCCUUUUGUUAUGAUGUCAUUUUGGACAAAAGACUUGAUGAAUGGAUUCCAACACCUGAAGACCUGCGUUCUUUCACGAAGGAUGCUCAUAUUUUAAUUAAUAGAGAUCUUCCAUUUGAAACUUUGGAUAUCGAAGCAAAAUUGGCAUUAGAAAUCUUCCAACAUAACAAGUACAAAGCACAGUUUAUAGAAGAGAAAGCAUCAAAAAAUCCAGAGAGACUAAUAAAACUACACAGAUUUGGUGACUUCGUGGAUGUUAGUGAGGGUCCCCUCAUUUCAAGGACAAGUAUUUGCUUCCAGUAUGAAGUUUCAGCAGUUCAUAAUCUUCCAGGUGCCCAGUUAGAUCAUCUAAGAAGAUUCCAAGGUCUUUCUUUACCAGUUCACUUAAAAGCACAUCAUACUAUAUGGCAUAAACUAUUGGAAAGGUCUCGGAAAAUAGUAACAGAAGAUGAAAACAAAGCAGUAAUGGAAAGUACAACUGUUUGAUCAUUUUUGAUGGCAUUACAUUAAAAUUAAAAAAUAUUUUUACAUUUGUAUGUGUUUGUAAAAAUGAAUUCUCAAACUGAAUUCUGUUGUGUAGUCUAAUGGAAAGAGUGCUAGAUAUAUGGUGUCAGACCCUUCUUAAUAUUUCUAUAGUCUUGGCUAUAUGACUAUCUGAACUUCGGUUUUCUCAUUUGUACAGUCAGUAAGUGGCACUUGAUUUGGUGUAAACUGGGGCCCAAAAACAUAAAAAAAAUUAUUUUUUUUAAAAUUGGUUUCCUUUGCAAUCCUAAGCAUAGACAUUAUUAUGAGAUGGGAUCCAAAGCCUCUACAGACUGUUAAAGGUAUUCAUGACACAAAAAAAGGUUAAGAACCCUUAUAAUACAUGACCUCUGGGAUCCCUUCAGGUUCAUAAGUAUUUGAUUCUGUUGGAAUGAAAUAAAUGAAUAUUCUGCCUCUCCU
This is a messenger RNA of Gracilinanus agilis (Agile Gracile Mouse Opossum), 1469 nucleotides long. RefSeq names its product mitochondrial ribosomal protein L39 (gene MRPL39). The transcript has 10 exons. The record is from RefSeq and is a predicted model, not a curated record. Gene Ontology annotation, molecular function: nucleotide binding; RNA binding. NCBI's taxonomy places the organism in Eukaryota, Metazoa, Chordata, Mammalia, Didelphimorphia, Didelphidae. The coding region runs from base 21 to 1013 and encodes 330 amino acids. Gene Ontology annotation, cellular component: mitochondrion.